AUGAGCAACGACAGUGUAUCCUCGAAUCGAGUCUCGAAGCGGACUCCAGCCGUGGCAAUCGGCGAACUUCCAGGCUCGUUGCCAAAGUCCCAGGUCCCGGCAGACACGGACUGUGAAGCAGUCGCUCGCGCCCAUCUAUCACGACUCCUGUCGCUGUCAGUGGACGAUGUCACAGAGUCUGUGAUCUGGAGAGACUUGCUGGCAUUGACGGGCACGUUCCGGACUUUCUACAGCGCACCGAGCGUGACGGAGGCGUGGACAAACACGUUUGGUCGCCACGGCCAGGUCGACGACUUGCAGUUGACGCCGGGCACUGCAAAGGUCUUCAGAGUGCUCGACGCUUCGUCCUGGAUCGAUGCACAAUUCACCUUCCGCGCCUCGCAGGGUGGUCUUCCACUUCGCUGCUCCGGGUUCAUCUCUCUGGUGCCGACCGACAACAAAGGGUGGAAGAUCUGGAUGAUCCGCACGAUUCUGGACGAGGUGGCGGAUUAUGGCAACGUCGAUGUCCUGGAUCCAGUCGUGCCUCACAUCAAAGAGAGGGACAACGGACUUUCCCAACACGUUGACGCUCUUGUAAUCGGCGGGGGUCAAGCAGGACUGGGAAUCGGUGGACGCCUGCACGCUUUGAACGUCUCUUAUCUCGUGGUCGACAAGUUCGACUCCGUGGGAGACAGUUGGAAUACCAGAUACGAUUCCACAAAGCGACACUUGCCCUUCUACCGCACCUACGACAACUCAUAUCCCGAGUUUCUGACAAAGGCAGAUAUUGCAAAGGGCCACAGAGACUAUGUCAAGAGGUUCGGAAUCAAUAUCUGGCAGUCGACCGAACUCAUCUCCAGCUCGUGGUCAACUCAACAGAAGAUCUGGACUUGCAGGUUGAGUCGAGGCAGUGAAGAAGUCACCGUGACGGCAUUCCAUCUCGUCUUUGCCGGCGGUUCAGGCGGACGGUGGCCCAUGAUGCCCUUAUUGCCGAACAGGGAACAGUUCAAAGGCAUCGUCCUGCAUUCAUCCGACUAUCAAAAUUCGAAUGACUGGCGCGGACUCCACGGAGUCGUUGUGGGCUCGGCAAAUACCGGACAUGAUGUCGCCGAGGACAUGUUGAAUGCGGGUCUUGCAUCAGUGACGAUGGUUCAGAGGGGUCGGACAUAUGUACUCCCGGCUGAACACUACAUGGCAGUGACCAAAGCAUUCUACAACCUCGACACUCCAACCGAGAAAGCUGACGGGGAGAGCUUUUCCUUCCCUGCUUCCAUCCGCCGCCAAAUCAUCCUGAACCUCCUGCACGCAAUGGCCCGGGAUGAUGGCGAGCGGUUCGAUGCCCUCCAAAAGGCAGGCUUCGACGUCGAAAGAUACGGAGACCUGAUGCACAUCCUGUUUGAACGUCUCGGCGGCCACUACAUGGACGUGGGGGCCUCGGCCAAGAUCAGCGAUGGAUCGAUCAAGGUCAAGUCCGGAAGUUCUCCCACCCACUACACGGCCACGGGGCUCGCAUUCGACGACGGCACAGAGCUCAAAGCCGACGUGAUUGUCUUCACUACGGGCUUUGUGGGCAACCUGCGCCAGAUCGCCGGACGGAUAGUUGGGCCCGAGAUUGCGGAUCAGCUCGACGAUUUCUGGGGGGUGGAUGCCGAAGGGGAGCUCAGAGGAGCAUUCAAAUACGCUGGGCAUCCGGGACUGUGGUUCACUGGGGGCGACAUUGGCAUUGCAAGGUACUAUGGUCGAUUCAUUGCAUUGCAGAUCAAAGCACACUUGAUGGGGACUCCGCUGAGAGUGUACGAUGCGUGA
Messenger RNA from Fonsecaea nubica, 1785 nucleotides. RefSeq lists its product as hypothetical. The coding region runs from base 1 to 1785 and encodes 594 amino acids. The transcript has 9 exons. Gene Ontology annotation, molecular function: monooxygenase activity; flavin adenine dinucleotide binding. The record is from RefSeq and is a predicted model, not a curated record. NCBI's taxonomy places the organism in Eukaryota, Fungi, Ascomycota, Eurotiomycetes, Chaetothyriales, Herpotrichiellaceae.